GCAGCAGUGUCCGGUUGCAGACCGGUCCCGACACAAUUCCCCUUUGGCAUCAGUCAAAGGUCUAUUUUUGGCCUGAGGCUAAGCUGAUUGUGGGCCUUGAAGAUUCUGGCCCUCCCUGAUUUUUUUUUCUCGUAGUCAGUUGUUCAGGCUUAUUAGGAAAAGAGGGAGUUGUCUAACAGCAGAGGAGAGUUUUGCUGAAUGUUGAGCUCAGUACUGAGGGAUGCAGCCCUGUAGGCUACAACAUUAGUUGCCGAGGUGAGGACAAUUGUGAUUGGGUGUUUCCUUUCAUCCCUGUGCGGGACUGCUGUCACUGCUCUCCUCCUCCUCCUCCUCGGCAGGAACUCAACAACUGUAACUUCACUUUGCAGGCUGAAGAGGUCCAUUUUUGUGCUGUUAAUUCGACGCAUUACAACUACUUAAUUACUCUGUGGUCGGAUACCAUCAGAAGCGAACUUAGAAAACUAACUUCAGGUUGUUUGUUCGGCGUCCUCCCGUUGGGUCCCGACGAGGAGGAUGGAGACGAGCCCCAUCCCGGUGUUGACGGUCCAAACCGCCCCCUUCGACGACCAGCGGCCCGGUACCAACGGGCUGCGGAGGAAGACAGCGGUGUUCGAGGGGAAGAAGAACUACCUGCAGAACUACAUACAGAGUGUGUUGUCUUCCAUCGACCUGCGGGACCGACAGGGCUGCACCAUGGUGGUGGGCUGCGACGGCCGCUACUUCAGCCGAGCUGCCACCGAGGUGAUAGUCCAGAUGGCAGCUGCCAAUGGGAUUGGUCGUCUGGUAAUCGGCCACAAUGGUCUCCUAUCCACCCCUGCUGUUUCCUGCAUCAUCAGGAAGAUCAAGGCCAUUGGCGGGAUCAUCCUCACAGCUAGUCACAACCCCGGAGGCCCUGGUGGAGACUUUGGAAUCAAGUUCAAUGUGGCAAAUGGAGGUCCGUCUCCGGAUACAGUGAUGGAGAGGAUCUACCAGGUGAGCCGGACACUUGAGGAGUAUGCAAUCUGCCCUGAUCUCCGCAUCGACCUGUCCAGACUGGGAAGACAAGAAUUUGACCUGGAGAACAAGUUCAAACCUUUCAGAGUGGAGAUCGUUGACUCAGUUGAUGUGUAUCUACAACUGCUAAAAAACAUCUUUGACUUCAAUGCCAUUAAAAGUCUUCUCACAGGACCAGAUCAGCUCAAGAUACACAUAGAUGCCAUGAACGGAGUAAUGGGCCCCUAUGUACGUAGGAUCCUGUGUGAUGAGUUGGGAGCUCCUGCUAACUCUGCUGUCAACUGUGUCCCUCUGGAGGACUUUGGUGGCCGACCUCCAGAGCCCAACCUGACUUACGCCACCUCUCUGGUAGAUGCCAUGAAAGGAAGUGACUUUGGCUUUGGAGCUGCAUUUGAUGCAGAUGGGGACCGUUACAUGAUCCUCGGCGAAAACGGCUUCUUUGUGAACCCGUCAGACUCGUUGGCCAUCAUGGCUGCCAACCUCUCCACCAUCCCCUACUUCAGACAGCUGGGAGUCAAGGGCUUUGCCAGGAGUAUGGCCACCAGCACUGCCCUCGACAGGGUAGCCAAAGCCAUGAAACUGUCACUGUAUGAGACUCCCACAGGCUGGAGGUACUUUGGGAACCUGAUGGAUUCUGGGCGUUGUUCCCUCUGCGGGGAGGAGAGCUUUGGGACAGGUUCAGACCACAUUCGUGAGAAAGAUGGUUUGUGGUCGGUGUUGGUGUGGUUGUCUAUCAUGGCCGCCAGGAAACAGGGAGUGGAGCAGAUAGUCCGAGAACACUGGGCCAAAUUUGGACGUAACUACUUCUGCAGGUUUGACUAUGAAGGCCUGGACCCGCGCGCAGCCUUUUACCUGAUGAAGGAUCUGGAGUCAGUAAUAGCAGACAAAGCAUUUACCAGCCAGAAGUUUGCCGUAGGAGACCACAUAUACAGCGUGGAGAGGGCUGACAACUUUGAGUACAUCGACCCAGUGGAUGGAACAGUGGCUCGAAACCAGGGUCUGAGGAUUGUGUUCACUGACGCGUCCCGUUUGGUGUUUCGGCUGAGCGGGAGCGGUGCAGGGACGGGUGCCACCAUCCGCAUUUACGCCGAGAGCUGUGAGAGAGACCCAGAGAGACACAACAGAGAGACACAGGUGGUGCUGGGUCCUCUUAUCGCCAUCGCCCUGAAGAUCUCCAAUGUCCAUGAGAGGACAGGACGCCGUGGCCCUAACAUCAUCACAUGAGCAACCAGGAAAACACACACUCGCAUGCAUGCUCACACAUGCAUCUAACUGCUCACACAGACAAAAAUACCUUCAAAAUAUCAUUUUUCUGUACUUAUCUGCCAUUUUUUUAAAUCCCUUCUCUGUAGCUUCUUUUCUUUUUUCUUUAAAUGAUGACUGAACUGAUGGUGCUUAUCUCAAAAAAAGAAAGCACAAUGUUCUCUCAACUGUUGACCACUAUCAUCUGUCAGCCUUUUCAUUGUUGCCAUGAAUAAAUAAUGAAAAAUAUGUAAACAGCAAACCUGUUAUGAAUGUGCAGACUGACUGUUAAUGUUUAUGGCUUGCAAUUAUCAAGACUUUUUCAAAGACAUUUUUUUGAUCCACCAUGCUGUUUUUAUAACAGUGCAUUGUACACUUAUUUCUUUUCAUGCAGAAGUAAUCAAACUUUUGUCGAAGUGUAAAAUAAAACAAGUGUUUCAUUGCAACUAA
This is a messenger RNA of Perca flavescens (yellow perch), 2685 nucleotides long. RefSeq names its product phosphoglucomutase 5 (gene pgm5). Lineage: Eukaryota; Metazoa; Chordata; Actinopteri; Perciformes; Percidae. Gene Ontology annotation, biological process: striated muscle tissue development; carbohydrate metabolic process; myofibril assembly. Gene Ontology annotation, molecular function: phosphoglucomutase activity; magnesium ion binding. The transcript has 11 exons. Bases 514 to 2217 code for a protein of 567 amino acids. Gene Ontology annotation, cellular component: cell-substrate junction; sarcolemma; cytosol. The record is from RefSeq and is a predicted model, not a curated record.